Messenger RNA from Wickerhamiella sorbophila, 996 nucleotides. Its product is annotated as Protein HGH1. Bases 1 to 996 code for a protein of 331 amino acids. The transcript has a single exon. NCBI's taxonomy places the organism in Eukaryota, Fungi, Ascomycota, Dipodascomycetes, Dipodascales, Trichomonascaceae. The record is from RefSeq and is a predicted model, not a curated record.
AUGGACCAGCUGCAAGAGUUAGCAGGAUUUUUGGAAUGUGGACAGGAGAACGUUCAGGAGAUUGCCCUUGAGAAUUUGCUGCCGUACACCCGGAGUGACAUUGGCAAGCAUCAUAUUUUUAAGGCAAAUGAUUACGGUGCGGUUAGAAGUUUGAAGAAGUUAGCAGUGAGGGCCAAGUUUCAACGGAACGCCCUAAGUGCGUUGGUUAAUUUGUGCGAUGAUAAGGACGUUCGGGACUUUAUUGCUUCAGACCAUAAAGCGUUGGAGUAUUAUUCGUCGGGCAUUCUAGAGAAUUCACCCAACGUGGGGCUGUUUUGUAUGUUGUUGGCUAACUUAGCCCAUUCGGAGGAAACCAUCGAUUAUUUAUUGGCUAAAGGCGGCAUCCGUCUAAAAAGCCUUAUUGACCAGUUUGUUAAUGACGCCUCACCUGCCUACGAUUACCUUGCAUUCUUUUUCGGCGAGUCAGCGCGCAGCCGGCAAGGUGCCGCAUUCUGGGCGGACGAGGAGCUGCCCCUGGCAAAGAUCGUGCCCCAGAUUGUUUUUGAGUCCGUCACCCGGAGAGCAGGCGUAGUGGCCACUGUGAAAAACACUUUGUUUGAGGUAAAGUUCCAUGAGAAGGUCAUCGAAUCGGGCGCAAUCGAGUACAUUAUGAUCGCUCUCAAGGGACCGGAACCCUUGGACGAGGAAGACACCGCCAAGCUUCCGGAUAUUGUUAGAUCGGAAAUCGGCGACGAUAAAAAGCGAGAGGACGACCCCAACAGGCAGCUUACUCUGGUUGAGUGCCUCCUAUUACUUUCCUCUUCGAAAGAGGGCCGCGAAGCUCUCCGCAACAAAAGUGCUUAUUUUAUUAUUCGUGAACUCCAUCUGGCUACGCAAAACGUCGGCGUCCAGGACGCCUGCGAGCGUUUCGUCAAUAUGGUAAUGCGUGGAGAGCCCGCAGAGGCCCGGCUCAACGAAAUUGAGUCUGAGGAAGAGGAGGUUGUUGAGGUCGUCUAA